Molecule: messenger RNA, 1895 nt
Organism: Portunus trituberculatus (swimming crab)
Lineage: Eukaryota; Metazoa; Arthropoda; Malacostraca; Decapoda; Portunidae
Product: gastrula zinc finger protein XlCGF7.1-like
Exons: 2
Coding region: 255-1154 (299 amino acids)
Biological process (GO): regulation of transcription by RNA polymerase II
Cellular component (GO): nucleus; endoplasmic reticulum; nuclear envelope
Molecular function (GO): glutathione transferase activity; RNA polymerase II cis-regulatory region sequence-specific DNA binding; glutathione peroxidase activity
Source: RefSeq, a predicted model, not a curated record
GAUCAUGCCCUGGUGCCAGUUCCCCGGCAUUUUGGGCCAGGAUUGAUGCGUCACGCUGGACUGAGCAAAGGGCGUGGAAUGGAAUUUUAUAACUAACGUCAAGUUACGUUCAAAUACAAAAGGAAAGAAAGAUGCCAUAACUAGAAUGCAAUGUUUGUGUUGUGGGUACAAAGAGGACACGUGCAUUGCUUCAGAUGAAAGUGUAGGUGGCUAAAUGUCGAACACCGAGUGACAUUAGGAAUAGCAUAUUCAUCAUGGCGUCACCCGAGCGCCGGGAACAGUCCCACUCGAGUGACAAAGCAUACGACUGCACAGACUGUGGAAAAGUGUUCUCAAAAAAUAGUGAUCUGAAGAGACAUGUGAUGAUCCACACAGGCGAGAGGCCAUACGUGUGUGAGGUAUGCGGACUUGGAUUCAUUGAGAGAGUAAAACUAACCUUCCACAAGCGGCACCACACGGGCGAGCGGCCCUUCGAGUGUUCCGAGUGUCACAAGACUUUUAUAAAGAAAAGUGAUCUCAAGAACCACCAAAAGACUCAUUUUGGCGAAAAGAAUUUCAUCUGCAGUGAAUGUGGGAAGGCAUUUCUGAAGAACAGUGAUCUCAAACGGCACACUAGACUCCACACAGGGGACCGCCCCUUUGCAUGCAUACUGUGCAGCGCAUGCUUCACUGAAAGUGGCAAACUGAAGAAACACUUUAUGGUUCAUACUGGUGAGAAGCCCGUUGCCUGCACCCAGUGUGGCAAGAGGUUUGCACAGACCUCAGACCUACGGCGGCACAACCGUGUCCACACAGGGGAACGGCCCUACGUCUGUGAGGUGUGCCACCAAAAUUUUAGUCAGCGCCACAUAUAUAAGGACCACAUGAAGCACCAUGGUGUUCCACCAGGUCCACCCAUGCCCAGAAAUUACACCCGACCAUCAAAUGCUGAACCCAUCUUACCCUUGCCAUCAAAUGUUAACAUGAUGGUGGACAGUGCAGCUCCUCCUGGUGGUGGCAACAGGGCAGCCACAGGACGGCCCUUCCCAGCAAGUGGCAGCAAGACCGGUGACUCGUCAGACUCUUCAUCCUUCCUCCAGGUGGAUGUGUGUGUGAAGGAUGAAGUGCUGCAUCUCGGGGACGAGUGCCGUCCCUGUCCUGCUGAUCUCACUUAAUGAAACUUUUUUUUUUUUUUUCCUCCAUUUAUCACCAGCACCAUUUCACAAUCCUUUACAUUAUUUUCCCCCACUGAUUGAAGAUGUACAAAUUGUAGCCUUGAACUUGAAUCCUAUUUAACUAGAGAAUUGACACAAAUUUUCCAGGUGAUAAUCCCCACAUUAUGUGAAGCUAUUCUACCUAUGUGUUUUGAUCAUGUUAUUAUGGCUUGUGAAAGAAUGACAGCAUAAUGUUAUUUUUUUUUUAAAUAUAGCCGAGCUUUUGUUGUGUGUGUGUGUGUGUGUGUGUGUGUGUGUGUGUGUGUGUGUGUAUUUGUGUUUGUGUGUGUGUGUGUGUGUGUGUCUAUGCACAUGAUGAUUUUGGGUGUGGGAAGUGUUGGGUGUAUUGUGCAAAGAAAGCUUUUCACACUGCUUAUGCCUGUCAAGUCCACACUGUCAUUCCUCAGUUAUCUCACCAUGAUAACUUUUGGAUUUUAGGAUAUUAGCGCAAAAUGAUCUCUGUGUGUUAAAGAAUUUAUAAAGCUGUAGUUGCAUUCAAGGGAUGAAUGUGUUUAAGAAUUUUAAUUUUAAAAUGCUGUGUACAGAAUUGGUAGCAGGUUGAUCUUGGGUUACUAUGUAUUUAAAUAUGCAGUGUUAUGAAUCUAGAUUUGUUCAUUCUUUGGGAAUGAUAAGAAGCAGCUGUAUUGUAUAUGAAGAAGAUUAUGGUUCAAACAAUGCAUAUAAAAAGCACAUACACACAUG